This is a messenger RNA of Aspergillus bombycis, 2634 nucleotides long. RefSeq names its product putative alpha-glucosidase (gene agdC). Lineage: Eukaryota; Fungi; Ascomycota; Eurotiomycetes; Eurotiales; Aspergillaceae. The coding region runs from base 1 to 2634 and encodes 877 amino acids. The record is from RefSeq and is a predicted model, not a curated record. The transcript is spliced from 7 exons. Gene Ontology annotation, molecular function: hydrolase activity, hydrolyzing O-glycosyl compounds; carbohydrate binding. Gene Ontology annotation, biological process: carbohydrate metabolic process.
AUGUUGGGUUCUCUCUUACUUCUUGCCCCCUUGGCCGGGGCUGUCGUGAUUGGGUCACGAGCAGAUACCCAGCGGUGCCCGGGAUACAAGGCAUCCAAUGUCCAGGAAAAUGAUCGGUCUUUGACGGCCGACUUGACCCUCGCAGGAAAACCCUGCAACACCUACGGCACAGACCUGCAACACCUCAAGCUCUUGGUAGAGUACCAAACCGAUGAGCGUCUUCAUGUUAAGAUAUACGAUGCCGAAGAAUGUGUAUACCAGGUGCCUGAGAAGGUGGUCCCUCGUGUAGACAGCGGCGAUGGUUCUAGUAAAGAGUCCGCACUGAGGUUUGAGUACGAGGAAGAGCCCUUUUCGUUUACCGUUAAAAGAGACGAGGAAGUAUUGUUCGACAGCUCUGCGGAGAACCUUAUCUUUCAGUCGCAAUAUCUGAAGCUUCGUACCUGGCUCCCGGAGAACCCACAUUUAUAUGGUCUUGGAGAGCAUAGCGACUCCUUACGUCUUUCCACGACCAACUACACCCGUACCUUCUGGAAUCGUGACGCCUAUGGCACUCCUGAACAUAGUAAUCUGUACGGCACUCAUCCUGUGUACUAUGACCAUCGCGGUGAAUCCGGCACUCACGGUGUUUUCUUGCUGAACUCUAACGGGAUGGACGUUUUUAUCGAUAAGACGGCAGAGGGGAAACAAUAUCUUGAGUAUAACGCUCUGGGAGGCGUUUUGGACUUUUACUUCUUCACUGGCUCGAAUCCAAAAGAGGCCAGUAUAGAGUACUCUAAGAUUGUCGGCCUUCCUGCUAUGCAGAGCUACUGGACUUUUGGGUUGCAUCAAUGCCGAUACGGCUACCGUGACGUCUAUCAGGUUGCGGAGGUAGUCUAUAACUAUAGCAAGGCAGGCAUCCCCCUAGAGACCAUGUGGACAGACAUCGACUACAUGGACCGAAGGAGAGUUUUCUCUCUUGACCCAGACCGCUUCUCCCUAGAAAAGAUGCGUGAGCUGGUAGGUUACCUUCAUGACCAUGAUCAGCACUACAUUGUUAUGGUUGACCCUGCUGUUAGCGUGAGCGACAACGGGGCCUUCAACAGGGGACUCGAGCAGGGUGUCUUCCUGAAGACUCAGAAUGGCAAUUUAUACAAAGGCGCCGUGUGGCCUGGUGUGACUGCUUAUCCAGAUUGGUUUCACCCUGACAUUCAAGACUACUGGAACUCUGAAUUCAGUACCUUCUUCAACGCAGAGACCGGUGUCGACAUUGAUGGCCUGUGGAUCGACAUGAACGAAGCCUCUAACUUCUGCCCAGACCCCUGUACUGAUCCAGAAAAAUAUUCCGCUGAGAACAAUCUUCCACCUGCACCGCCACCCGUCCGGCCAAGCAGCCCUCGUCCGUUACCUGGUUUUCCUGCUGACUUCCAGCCUUCCUCUACCAGCCGUUCCCAGAAGAGGAUCUUCAAGGCAAAGAGUGGACUUGAGGGCCGCGAUCUACUCAAUCCACCUUACAAGAUCCGAAACGAGGCCGGGUCCCUUAGCAACAAGACCAUCAACACUGGAAUCAUUCAUGCCGGAGAAGGAUAUGCAGAAUAUGAUACGCACAACUUAUAUGGAACGAUGAUGAGCUCCAGUUCUCGCGAAGCUAUGCAGCAUCGUCGCCCAGACGUGAGGCCUCUAGUUAUUACCCGCAGCACUUACGCCGGUGCAGGACGAGACGUUGGACACUGGCUCGGUGACAAUUUUAGCAAGUGGGAACACUACCGGAUUAGCAUCGCUCAGGGGCUUGCUUUUGCAUCAAUGUUCCAGGUUCCUAUGGUUGGGGCUGACGUUUGUGGGUUCGCUGGUAACACGACUGAGGAGCUUUGCGCUCGCUGGGCCUCUCUGGGAGCAUUCUUUACUUUCUACCGCAACCAUAAUGAGAUCGGUAACAUUGGGCAGGAGUUCUACAACUGGCCCACAGUAGCGGAGUCCGCUCGCAAGGCUAUUGAAAUCCGGUACCGGCUUCUCGAUUACAUCUACACCUCGUUCUACAAACAGUCACAGACCGGCGAGCCAUUCUUGCAGCCGAUGUUCUACUUGUACCCCGAGGACGAGAAUACUUUCUCCAUAGACUUGCAGUUCUUCUACGGUGACGCCCUUCUCGUCAGCCCGGUCCCCGACAAGGGCCUUACCUCGGUUGAUGCCUACCUCCCCGAUGAUAUCUUCUACGACUGGUACACAGGCGCCCCCGUGCGCGGCCAUGGCGCAAAUGUAACUCUCAGCAAUAUCGACAUCACCCACAUUCCCUUACACAUCCGUGGAGGCAGCAUUAUCCCCAUCCGGUCUUCAAGUGCCAUGACCACGACUGAGCUUCGUGAGAAGAGCUUCCAGCUCAUCAUCGCACCGGGGCUGGACGGCACUGCGUCUGGUAGCCUGUACUUGGAUGACGGUGACUCCUUGGAACAAAAGGCCACUCUGGAAGUCGAAUUUGAGUACCGCAGAGGUGUGCUUUGUAUCGACGGGAAGUUUGAACUUCACACCAGCUUGCUAGAGUCGGUCACCCUCCUGGGACAUGGUAAAGGUGGAUCUCAGACUCGCCGUGAGGAUGAUGCCAAGAAAACGUUCCAGACAAACCUGGAGCUUUCGGAGCCAACGGAGAUCAAGCUGGAAUGA